This is a messenger RNA of Ipomoea triloba (trilobed morning glory), 648 nucleotides long. RefSeq lists its product as uncharacterized. Gene Ontology annotation, molecular function: endopeptidase inhibitor activity. The record is from RefSeq and is a predicted model, not a curated record. The transcript has a single exon. The coding region runs from base 1 to 648 and encodes 215 amino acids. NCBI's taxonomy places the organism in Eukaryota, Viridiplantae, Streptophyta, Magnoliopsida, Solanales, Convolvulaceae.
AUGAAGACUCUUCAUUAUCAGCUCUUGCCAUAUGUUUUGUUUUCCUUAUCGUUCCUCCCCUUCAUAGCCUUUUCAAUAAGACAGUUUCCUUUACCGGCGGUUAUAGGCUUGGAUGGAAAGGAGGUGAAGCUGGGCGAGUCCUACUAUGUUUUGACCAGUCUGUUCCCACCUGGGUUGUGCCUUGUGGACAACGUAAAGUGUCCCACAGACAUCAUCCAGUGCCCCCCCUACUACGACGACCCCCUCGGCCUGCCUGUCACCUUCUCCCCCGUUAACUCGACGGAGGACACCGUGGUCCGAGAGGACACUCCCUACCGUAUUGAGUUGUCCGCCGCGGGAAACUGUAGCAACGGAAGCUUCUGGUACCUAAAGGAUGACGAAUACGGCACCGACAGGCAUUUCGUUGCCGUAGGUCCCGACACUGUCGCUGUGGAGUUUAUAUUCCAUAAACUGGUGUUGGGGUACAAGAUCAUCCGAUGCGUAGUAUUUCCAAUUCCAACUGUUCCCAUUUGCUUCGGCGUUGGGUUUGUACCGACAUUUGGAUUUAAUCGUCUGGGUAUCGGGUCGGACGUCCAGCCCGUCGACUUUUUCUUCGCCAAGGCUACAACUAAUUCCACUGCACCGUCACCUACUGCAUCGGCAAGCUAA